AUGGACAACUUCCUCCUUGAAAAUGCCGCACGCCAUCAACUUCUGGUCGCAAGGUUCAAGCCCUCUUAUGAGGCAAAGACCGUUGACAAUGGCAGAAGCAACCCCAACAUCGUGGUGGCAACCCGCAUCCGGCCCAUGUUGGAAGAAGAAGUGUCAUCGGGCCAAGUUGUCGCUGCUUUUCCCCGGGAUGAUAGCAGUGGCGUUGUGGAUAUACAUCAGCUACGACGGGUGGUCAGGGGUCCACCUCUGAAUUCGUUCUCAUUUCAAGCUGGCAAGGUCUUUGGCUCCAGUGCCUCGACUGAAAGCGUCUACGAAGACCUGGUGCAUCCACUCCUUCCGCACGCCUGGAAUGGCAAUAUCGGAACGUUGUUCGCCUACGGCCAAACAGGAGCAGGCAAGACGUACACCGCCAGUGGCCUCGCGCGGUCUAUUGCGAAAUCAAUUUUCCACGGGUCUUUGCCGGGGGAUCGCAACAUACAUCUUAGCGUGUUCGAGCUUGCGGGCAACUCAGCCUUCGACCUCCUCAACUCCCGAUCACCCUUUUCAGUCCUGGAAGACGUGCUCGGCAAUACCCAGCUUGUCGGCGUCGAGGAGAACCCAAUCCAGAAUUCAUCGGAGCUUCUCGAGUUGAUCGAUCACGCAAACUCGUUCCGACAGACAGCUACGACGGAGAAGAACGACAGCUCCUCGCGUUCCCAUGCCAUCUGUCGCAUCAGAAUUGAAAACCCAGCCCCCGAGGCUGUGGAAGAUGGGAUUUUGUACAUCGUUGAUCUUGCCGGUUCGGAGGCCGCGCGAGACAUUUCCAACCAUGGAGCAGAACGCUUGAAGGAAACACGCGAGAUCAACAUUAGUCUCUCUAUUCUUAAAGAGUGCAUUCGCGGAGUCUCCGGGAUUGAUUCUGCAGGGCCAGCUGGGAAGCAGGCCAAGAAGACAUAUAUUCCAUUCCGACAGAGCAUGUUGACCAAGGUGCUCAAGCAUUUGUUUGAUCCUGCCAGCAGCCGGGAAUGCAGGACUGCUGUUCUAGCGUGUGUCAACCCCAGCUUUCUGGAUGCUGGGGCUACCAAGAACACCCUUCGCUAUGCCGAGAUGCUUCUCCUGUCCCGACCAGUCCGAAAGGCCGCCAGUUACGACCCUGCUGCUCCAAGCACAUGGAACAACCGAGAUCUUCGAAGAUUCAUAGAAUCAAAGUCCGGGACUCCUUUUAUUUCGCCCUCUGAGCUUGCGCCCCAUGAAACUGGAUCUCAGCUACUGCAGCUUCCGCUCGACAAGUUCACAGCUCGCUGUCUUCAAACAGCUGGGGUCACUGAGUACCAGGCUAAAAAAUUCCAUUCUCUGUUAUGGGAGAUGCAUAUCGACUCCAGGAGUGGUGCUAAGUAA
This is a messenger RNA of Aspergillus melleus, 1377 nucleotides long. RefSeq lists its product as uncharacterized. The record is from RefSeq and is a predicted model, not a curated record. The transcript is spliced from 4 exons. Gene Ontology annotation, biological process: microtubule-based movement. Gene Ontology annotation, molecular function: ATP binding; microtubule motor activity; microtubule binding. NCBI's taxonomy places the organism in Eukaryota, Fungi, Ascomycota, Eurotiomycetes, Eurotiales, Aspergillaceae. Gene Ontology annotation, cellular component: spindle; microtubule; centrosome. Bases 1 to 1377 code for a protein of 458 amino acids.